AUGGCGGGAAGACAGGGUAUAUAUGAGGUGAAGGCUGCUGGGGUGCCCAGAACAAGCAAAUGGCACAGCAAAUGGCACAGCAAAUGGCACGGCAAAUGGCACGGCAAAUGGCACGGCAAAUGGCACCUAUCGACUCUCGACUUUCUCGAUUCUGCCGUGCCUGCCGUGACCUACGGGCGUGGGCGUACUUUGUCGUCCGUACCAGUUGACAUCUACAGAGAGCAAACUCAGCAAAGCAAAGGUCUGGCUGGCGCCACCUGCGGAAACCGAGAUAUCUUGCGACUAGGGUACUAUGUCCCCUAG
Ustilaginoidea virens is the source of this 303-nucleotide messenger RNA. RefSeq lists its product as uncharacterized. The coding region runs from base 1 to 303 and encodes 100 amino acids. The transcript has a single exon. The record is from RefSeq and is a predicted model, not a curated record. NCBI's taxonomy places the organism in Eukaryota, Fungi, Ascomycota, Sordariomycetes, Hypocreales, Clavicipitaceae.